UGUGCCUGAAAUCAACAACUAUUUUAUUUUAUUUUACAGCUGACGUCACUCAUCCAGCAACCGUUUUCUGCUAUCGCGCCUGCGCAUGACGCUGAGCUGCCAUGGCAACGGCGACAAGCGGCACCUGAAGCUGAGGAGAAGCUUAGCCGCCGGUUAGCGGUUAGCAUGCUGGUUGGGUUAAUAGUAACUUAACUAGUCGUACAAUGUUAAAUCAACUAGUUAACAAACCUCUCUCGGUCGUGUGAUGGCUCGUCGUGCACGGUCAGCAGUGAGAGCGCCAUGACUGUCCGCUUCAAGUGUAAGAGUGAAUACCAGAAAAACUACGCGGUUCCCCGGUCCAGAAGUGUGUCUCCUCAGCGCUGCACCCCUUUGGCCGGCCUUCGCUCGGACCAGAUGGGUAUCAGCAGAGAACCAAGUCUCCAGCGUCGGAAGAAGCUUGGUUCCGGUGGUCUUGCUCAGUCCUGCACUUCUCUUCUCUGUCCAUCAGAUCCACAGCAUUCCCUCUCUGAACCAACUCAUGCUCGUGCUCACAGAAAAGUGCCCUCUCAGCCUCCAAGAGCCGCUCUGCCCUCAGGAAGGAGCCUUCCCUGGACCCAGAACCUCCAACACCUCCUGAAUCCCGAGCAGACCCUGAAUCUCCUGAACAACCAGAAACUCCAGCAGGACCAAGACCUGCUGCAGAUCCAGGACGUCCAGAGAGGCCACAACGUGCUGCCACAGCUAUCAGCAGAACCAGGAACAGCUGGAAAAUCUGGUAAAUACACAACCAGCCUCCCUUUGACAGUGGCACCUGAUGGACAUCGGCCCUCGGCCAAUGAGGGUGAACAUGCUAUGCGGUGGAGGGCGGGGCUGAGGUCAGGAGGUCAAAGGUCAGGAGGUCAUAGGUCAGAGUACCACAGACAGUUCAGCUGGAAGAAACCUAUACAAGUUGCUUCACCUAUACUGUCUGCAGAGCAGGUGCUGUAUUCCAGCAACAGGUCUGUCCCUCCCUUUAAGAAAAACCCAGUAUCCAUGGAAACAGAGUAUCGGAGGAGCUUCCAGGGUCUGGCCCUUCCCACUGGACCUCGUCUUCGCAAACAUUUGGAACAUCAGCGAACCCCACUAUUCCACACUCACAUGACAAACAAAAAGAGGAGGGAGGAGUCACAUAAGAAGAGCCGCCAAGUACAUAAUGGACUCACCCCUCAGAAAGAUGACACCACGCCCCCUCCUCCUCAGGUGCAGAGAGGACACAGGAUGUUGACAGAGUAUCAGUCCAGCUUUCGUUCUCCUCUCUGCAGGAUCUCAGAAGAAGGUGCAGCCAUGGACAGCGACGCCCCUCAGAAGUGGGGUGAGACGUCUGUUCCCGUCCAGGCGAAGGAGCUGAGGCAGAAGGCCUUGUCGUACCGCCGUCGAGCCUGGGGAACCAACUUCUCCAGAGACCACCUGAACCAGCUGCAGUCUGAACACAACGCUCUGUGGGAGCCCACGGACACCACAAACUCAGCUACUGACACCCCCACCCCCCGCCUGACCUUUGACCUCUGUCAGGAUCCAGACAGCUGCAGUACUUCCUGCGUGGAGGCUCUGGACCUCGCCAGCUGCUCCAGUCACUCCAGUAAGAGAUCGUCUGUUGUGGGUCCAGGAGAAAUACACAACACAAACAAAAGCACACAAACAAAAGCACAAAUGAAAGCACAACCACCUCCAAGUCAUCCUGCUGAAAGACGCACAGCCUGGGAAGAGGAAAAGGAAGAAGAAGAAAAAGAAGAAGAAAAUACAGAUGAGGAGGAGGGGAGGUUACCGACUCCCAGGCUGAAGAUGAGACCAGUUCAGAGAACUCACCACGACCUCACCACACCUGCCACCGGAGGCGCUAUUCUAGUGGGAAAACCAAAGAACAGUGAUGACUCUUCUCCACACAGACAACAGAGGUGUGGGUCAGCUGUUUCCAUGGCAGCAGGGGCGGACGCCGUGGUCAACACUCCAGUCAAGCAGACAGAGGCGUGGUCAGAGAAUAACCACCCCCACCCUCCAUCAUCUGGCUCCUCCCCUGACCACAAACAAGUCUCUAAACCAAUCAGGAUGAAGCAACUCCCUACAUCACAUGUAGCCCCGCCCCCUCUGGUAUCACCCCCACUGCAUGGAAUCCAGGGCACCCUGAGACACCCCGACUUCCAACACAACGGUGAGCUGGGUUUGAGGUUCAGGGAGCUGCAGUGUUCAGAAGGAGGCUGCGGCUCUGAUGAAGAUGACCGACUCUCAGUGAUGUCAUGGCGUUCGGCGGCCUCCUGCUCCAUGGCGUCUGCUGUCCUGGAGCGCGCUCAGAAGAGACGAGAGAACUUCUGGGGGAAGAGAUGACCUCUGACCUCCUGACCCCAAACAGGUCACCGCUGUCGUGGAGUGGUUAGUUUAGCGAUCAUCGCUGUAAUUACUCAGAGUAAUGUAUUUUUAUAGACAUCAGUGAUUAAUUUAAAUAGAAUCAUGUAUUUUUUAUAGAAGAAUUAUUCGAUCAGGGUUUACACAACAGGUUUGUUAUAGAUGUUUUUAUAAAUGUAAUAAUUAGGUGAUGUUAGAAAUUAUGUUGCUUACUAUGAUUGCUGAGAUCAUAGUCAUAAAAGCUUUUGUAUGUUAUUACAAACUGAUAAAAAUUUGAAUUGAAGUUAGAAAAAGCAGUAAAAGUGCUUGUUUUUACCACUGACAGGUUCAUAUUGUUAUUAGUGUCUGACAUCAUAGACGGGAUUCCUACAGAGAUAGACCUUUUUAUUAAAGAGUAAGAUCCUUUGUGUUUAACCAGAAACAUCACUAUAUAUCACUACCAGACUCCAUUGACAAAAACAGGAAUUUUACCAAGCAAAACACAGGAGUUGUUUAGAUGAUUUAAGGAUCUGAAUACUUCUUCUACCACUGAAAGUCACACAAUAACACAAACUAACUAACAGAUGGAGGCAGUGGUAUUCCAGCAGCUCCUGUUUUCUGCUCCAGUCUGGUAGUGAUAAAACAGCUAUUUCAGGCAGAUAUAUAAUAAUUAAUAAACAAAUCAGGAUUGUCAGUAGUAACAGUCAGAAGUACCUCUGCAGGUCAAAUCCACUGUAUUCUAUUUCAGACAACUUUAUUUAACUGGGAAUUAACGGCAAAAUUCCUGAAACUAUUUUUCCCACACCUCCUAAACGUUUCCGUCUGACGGCGUUAGAGCUCUGACAUCAUGUGAAAGGUCGAAGUGGAAGAGGAACAAACAUCAUUCUACAUCACUUCCUCUGGACAGAGAGGACGGAUUACCCAGCAACUCACUACAUACACUAUACAAAUACACAAUACACACACACACACACACACACACACACACACACACACACACACACACACACACACACGGUUAGCCAGGUAUGAAGUGCAGUUAAACCAGCUGAGUGUGAAUUCCCCUCAUAACAAUGUACAGGUCAGAACAAACAAUGUAAAGCUGAGGGUGUGGGCUCUCCUGUGAUUUCAUCAUUAUAACUGCUCUAUAGUUUGACUCAAGGAGUGUGUUAGAAGUCAUUAAACAGUCAUGAAUAAUAUUA
Molecule: messenger RNA, 3539 nt
Organism: Lates calcarifer (barramundi perch)
Lineage: Eukaryota; Metazoa; Chordata; Actinopteri; Centropomidae
Gene: saxo6
Product: Mdm1 nuclear protein
Exons: 15
Coding region: 280-2340 (686 amino acids)
Biological process (GO): negative regulation of centriole replication
Molecular function (GO): microtubule binding
Source: RefSeq, a predicted model, not a curated record